This is a messenger RNA of Aricia agestis (brown argus), 936 nucleotides long. RefSeq names its product TM2 domain-containing protein CG10795 (gene bisc). The transcript is spliced from 4 exons. The record is from RefSeq and is a predicted model, not a curated record. Lineage: Eukaryota; Metazoa; Arthropoda; Insecta; Lepidoptera; Lycaenidae. The coding region runs from base 190 to 786 and encodes 198 amino acids.
UGGGUGUCUUGUUUGUGUGUUGUGCAAAAGUUUUGUAGAAAAUAAUUAUUGUUAUACUCUUGUUAUUGGGAAAUUUGUUGAAGUAUUUUUAUACUUUGUAGGUGCAACAAUGGAACGCAGUUUUCACACUUGAGCUAUGAAUAUCCGAAACUUAAUUUUUUGACUGAUCAUCGAACCGUGUCUUCUAGCAUGUCGCGGCUUAGUUUAAUCCCAUUAGGUUUAUUAUUACUUUGUUCACGUGGAGAAGCAUCAGACGAAGCUAACGUGGAGAAGAACGUAGUCGUAGACUGCAACACAUUACGUUUAGGUCAAUACAUUUGCCCGGAUCCUAAUUACAAUCCUAUUGACCCUGAUACUCAACAAUACCGUGGAUGUACUAAGGGAAAAGAAGUCCCAUCGGAAGGAGAAGCUAAAGUGAUUUGUCUUGCCGCAGAGGGAAUUACUUGUAACGAGACUAACAACUCUACAUUUACAAAAACAUUGCCAUGUAAAUGGACAAAUGGAUACUCACUGGAGAUAUCUCUACUUCUGUCAGUGUUUUUAGGCAUGUUUGGUCUAGACAGAUUUUAUUUGGGAUAUCCAGGGAUUGGAUUAGCAAAAUUAUGUACUCUUGGUUUUAUGUUCCUAGGACAAUUAUUAGAUAUAAUAUUGAUAGCUGCACAGGUGGUUGGUCCUGCAGAUGGUUCAGCAUAUGUCAUACCAUAUUACGGAGCUGGUGUCACUGUAGUUCGGAGUGACAAUGAGACCUACCUCCUUCCUCAGGCAGAUUGGCACAAUAUCACCUGACAGUGGGGAACUAUUUCCUUCUUUGAAGUUGAUGAGGACUACGAAUGGACAUAAAAGUUGUUUCGUGUUUAGUCUGUGAAGAUAGAAUAAAAAAUCCUGAAAGGUUAUAGAUAUAGUCUGUCAAGAAAGUCAUGACAGACGGGAAAUUUU